UUUGUUACUUGAAGAAUCAAAGUCAAUCAUACGGAGACUGGGAAACGAGAGCCCACGGAUUGUCUGGUGAUUUGUGCUCGUCCCCGCUCACUUCCUGUCCGAAUCAUCAUCGCCUGCAGAAGCCCACCGGAGGCCUGCGAUAUCGCCCUCAAAAUUUACCCCACCACCGAAAGUUAAUCCACACAACUCGUCACUGUCCACCUUACACGCGCUCACACACAAUGCCGACGAUCUCAGUAGACAAGGCGGCGCUCUUCAAGGCGCUGGAGAAGGAGUACACGACAGAGGAAUUCGACGAGCUAUGCUUCGAAUUCGGUAUCGAAUUGGACGAGGACACAAGCCAGAGCAAGAAGCCCGAAGACCUUGCGCAGCCACCGCAGUUGAAGAUCGAAAUCCCCGCGAAUCGAUAUGACAUGCUAUGCUUCGAGGGAAUCGCCAUGAACCUUAGAGUUUUCUUGGAGAAGGAGAAGCUUCCGAAGUGGACAGUUACUCCACCCGCCAAUGGACAACCGGAGACCAUCAUCGUGAAAGAAGAGACUUCCAAAAUUCGCCCGUUGAUCUCAGGUGUUGUGCUGCGCGGCAUUGAGUUCACCCAAGAGAGAUAUGAUUCCUUCAUUGCGUUACAGGACAAACUCCACCAGAAUCUUGCCCGCCAGCGCACGUUGGUCUCGAUUGGAACGCACGACCUAGACACUAUCAAGGGCCCUUACACAUACGAGGCGCUUGCACCGGAACAGAUCGAAUUUGUGCCUCUGAACCAGACCCAGAAGAUGAAUGGAAAGCAGCUCAUGGAAUUCUAUGAGAAAGACAAGCAUCUCGGUCGUUACCUCCACAUCAUCCGCGAUUCUCCCGUAUACCCCGUCAUAUAUGAUGCAAACCGAACAGUGUUGUCUCUACCACCCAUCAUCAACGGAGACCACAGCAAAAUCACGCUCAACACCAAGAAUGUCCUGAUCGAAAUCACUGCCCUGGACAAGACUAAGGUGGAGAUUGUGAAUCACAUACUAGUUGCCAUGUUCGGCGGAUACGCAGAGUCGAUAGAAGCUAUCCACGUUGACUCACCACACAACCGCGAGUCAAGAGAUGUCCCCAACCUGGGACCCCGGGAGAUGCAGGCCGAAGUGACAUAUCUCAACGAAGUGACAGGACUCAACCUGUCGCCCCCCGAGAUCUCCAAGCUCCUCGAGAAAAUGGGCUACACCGUCACACCAUCCAGCUCCGAUGAGAAGUACCUAGACGUCUCGGUGCCGAUCACAAGAGCCGACGUCCUCCACCAGGCCGACGUCAUGGAAGAUUACGCCAUCGCAUACGGCUUCAACAAUCUCCCCCGUGUAUACCCCAACAAGUCCGCCGCGGUGGCCGCCCCCCUACCGAUCAACAAGCUCGGCGACAUCGUCCGCUUCGAAGCCGCCGCCGCAGGCUGGAACGAAGUCAUGCCACUGAUCCUGUGCUCGCGCGAGGAGAACUUCGACUGGCUGAACCGCAAGGACGACGGCACCACGGCCAUCACGCUCGCCAAUCCCAAGACGGUCGAGUACCAGAUCGUGCGGACGUCACUCCUCCCGGGCCUGCUCAAGACGAUCAACUCGAACCGCCACCACGCUGUUCCCAUCAAGGUGUUCGAGUCCAGCGACGUCAGCUACGUCGACCUGACGCAGGAGCGCAAGUCGCGCAACGAGCGACACUUCGCCGCCGCCUUCAUGGGCAAGACGAGCGGGUUCGAGCAGAUCCACGGCCUGCUGGACCGCAUCAUGGCGAUGCUCAAGUCGGCGUUCAUCACCCGCGAGGAGGGACUCCAGAACGUCAAGCUGGACGGGUACUGGAUCGAGGAGGUCGAAGACCCAACCUUCCUAAAGGGCCACUCCGCAGCCAUCAAGCUCAACAUCGGCGGCAAGAACCACACUAUCGGCGUCUUCGGCAUCCUGCACCCCUCCGUCCUGCGCAAGUUCGAGCUCUCGUAAGUUUCUCUCCCUUUACUGGUUUCCCUUGACACCUUCCCCUACCUAUCGUUGAGAUUCAAAUACGAAGAAGAGAAGUAAACCAAGAGGACGAACGCUAACGUAUUCUUUCCUUUCUUGCGUAGAUACCCCGUCAGCACGCUGGAAUUCAACCUCGAGGUCUUCCUAUGAUACUGAUCCCGCUACUCCUGCGAUGAAUGAAAUGCUCUGGAAGGAUCGAGAAGCGUCCGAAGUGCACAUGCAUCUAUGUAUGGAUGUUGGAGCCUGAAAGAAAAGGCAGGAACGAAAAAUGAAAAGAUGAACAAAAAAGAAAAAACCGUAGGAUGAUAGAUAGAUAAAGAUACCUUUUUUGAAACA
This is a messenger RNA of Aaosphaeria arxii CBS 175.79, 2315 nucleotides long. RefSeq names its product phenylalanyl-tRNA synthetase beta chain. NCBI's taxonomy places the organism in Eukaryota, Fungi, Ascomycota, Dothideomycetes, Pleosporales. The coding region runs from base 222 to 1961 and encodes 579 amino acids. Gene Ontology annotation, molecular function: RNA binding; phenylalanine-tRNA ligase activity; magnesium ion binding. The record is from RefSeq and is a predicted model, not a curated record. Gene Ontology annotation, cellular component: phenylalanine-tRNA ligase complex; cytoplasm. The transcript has 5 exons. Gene Ontology annotation, biological process: phenylalanyl-tRNA aminoacylation.